Molecule: messenger RNA, 1862 nt
Organism: Phanerochaete carnosa HHB-10118-sp
Lineage: Eukaryota; Fungi; Basidiomycota; Agaricomycetes; Polyporales; Phanerochaetaceae
Exons: 5
Coding region: 12-1790 (592 amino acids)
Biological process (GO): transmembrane transport; carbohydrate transport
Cellular component (GO): membrane
Molecular function (GO): carbohydrate:proton symporter activity
Source: RefSeq, a predicted model, not a curated record
CGAACCCCAGCAUGGAGACGUCGUCCGCUGCUCAAAACGAUGCGCAGGAUUCUUGUUUCCCCCUUGCGCAGACAGUGCCGAAUGUUGCCAGGAGUCCCGGACGUGGUCUCCUUCACCGCGUCCGCGAACUGAAUGCCAGGUCGUUCAAGGCACGAGCAAACGUACCCACCUAUGUUUGGUGUGCCAUCUUCACCGCGUUAGGUGGAUUCUGCUUUGGCUUCGACACGGGCAGUAUCGGUCCUUUGAUUGUCAUGCCCCAGUUCCAGCAACAUUUCUUUCGGGACGAGGCCAUCGACCCGACCGUCCAAGGUCUAGUUGUCUCCUCGAUCCUCUUGACUGCAUCUCUGUCGUCCUUGCUUUCUGGGCCAUUGUCCAACAGGAUCUCGCGUAUCCGUACCAUCUCGCUCGGGGCAGUCGUAUUUGCUGCUGGUAGUGCCAUCGCCUGUGCCUCCGGACAUUUGCCCCAGCUGUUUGUCGGCCGCUGUAUCGCUGGCGUUGGUGAAGGGAUCUUCCUUUCCGCCAUCACAGUGUACACUGUUGAGAUCUCACCAACAUCAUCUCGAGGCAGACUUGGGGCUGUCGUGCAGCUUUUCAUCACCAUCGGUAUUGCUUCCGGCUUUUUCGUCUGCUAUGGCACUUCUCGUAUCCAUUCUUCACUCUCCUGGCGCUUCCCCUUAGGCAUGCAGUCCAUAGUCUCCAUCAUCCUGGCCGCUGGGUGCCCCUUCCUGCCCCACUCUCCUCGUUGGCUGCACCACGUAGGGCGUCAUGGCGAGGCUCGCACUGCGUGGGAGCGCCUCGGUGUCAGCGCUGCCGAAGUCGAAAAGACGGAGCAGGCCACACAGAGGGAGGAAGUACCGAGGGAAGGCUUCUGGAAGGAGAUGAAUCAAAUGUGGAGGAAAGGCAUUCGAGCCCGCACUGCACUUGGUGUCUUCUUGUCUGGGAUGCAACAGGCGUCUGGGAUCGACGGUGUGCUCUACUACGCUCCAAUCUUGUUUUCACAAGCUGGUCUGUCCAGCACCACUUCAUCAUUUAUCGCCUCCGGUAUUUCUGGUCUUGUGCUCAUGAUUUGCACUUUUUUGUGUCAAUUCUUUACCGACACCUGGGGGCGCAGACCAUCCAUGAUCUACGGCGGAUCCGUCGUCGCCGGCUCUAUGCUUACCAUUGGGAUGUUGUAUGCAUCUGGCGCCACUGACCACGCUAGUGGACGAUGGGCCGUCAUUGCCCUCAUCUACAUAUUCGUCAUCGUAUUCACCUGCACCUGGGCGAUCUGCGUCCGCAUCAUCUGCAGCGAAAUUCAGCCAACCCGAACCCGCGCUGCUGUUAGCAGCCUCGGGCAGUGCGCUAACUGGGGUGUCAACUGGCUCAUCGCUUUCUCAACGCCUCUCUUCCUUGCGAAAUCUUCUUCAGGCCCAUACUUCCUCUUCGGCGCUUGCUCCUUGCUCACGACUCUCGUCUGUCUUGCCUUCCAGCCCGAGACACGUGGCGCAUCCCUCGAAGAGGUCGACGAGGCGUUCACACAACCUCCGUGGAAGAGCCUCCUGGGGAGCACGUCAUUGUUUGGACGCCGCCACCGACGUGGUGAGUCCGGCCAGAGACAGCCGAGCGAGAACGAGGAUGAGCUCGAGCUGGAUGUCAUCCACCUUCCUGAGGUUAGGUUUGGUGGUCCGUGGCAUUACGCGCACAGAUUAACAGAUGAUAGGCUCGCCAGGCUCUUGCAAGUUCCGGAAUAUCUAGCCGCGCGGGACUCGGAGGCACACAGAUCGACCACACAGAAUGUGCAAAGUGACUGAGCGUAUAUACAGAGCUGAUUACUGCAUGUAGAUUGUUUGAAAGGUGCUGAGGACCAGAGAUUUGCUGCUUCC